Messenger RNA from Acanthisitta chloris (rifleman), 711 nucleotides. RefSeq names its product claudin 2 (gene CLDN2). The transcript has a single exon. Gene Ontology annotation, molecular function: structural molecule activity. Bases 16 to 711 code for a protein of 231 amino acids. Gene Ontology annotation, biological process: bicellular tight junction assembly; calcium-independent cell-cell adhesion. Lineage: Eukaryota; Metazoa; Chordata; Aves; Passeriformes; Acanthisittidae. Gene Ontology annotation, cellular component: plasma membrane; bicellular tight junction. The record is from RefSeq and is a predicted model, not a curated record.
CAGCCAACCCCCACCAUGGUGUCCAUGGGGCUCCAGCUGCUGGGCUACACCGUGGCCUUCCUGGGCUACAUCGGCACACUGACAGCCACGCUGCUGCCCAGCUGGAAGACCAGCUCCUACAUCGGCUCCAGCAUCGUGACAGCUGUGAGCUUCACCAAGGGGCUGUGGAUGGAGUGUGCCACGUACAGCACGGGCAUCACACAGUGUGACAUCUACAGCUCCCUGCUCAACCUGCCUGCUGACAUCCAGGCAGCCCAAGCCCUGAUGGUGAGCUCCUGCGCCGUCUCCUCCCUCGCCUGCCUCCUUGCUGUUGUGGGUAUGAGGUGCACUGUCUUCAGUCAGGGCUCGCCGGGCAAGGACCGGGUGGCGGUGGCAGGUGGUGCAGUGUUCAUCCUUGGGGGGAUGCUCUGCUUCAUCCCACUGGUGUGGAACAUCCACGUGGUGCUGCGGGAUUUCCGCAACCCCGUUCUCCCCGACAGCAUGAAGUUCGAGCUCGGGGAGGCUCUUUACCUGGGUAUUAUCUCCUCCCUCCUCUCCCUCAUCGGUGGUUUCAUCCUCUGCACUUCCUGCCCUGCCCGGGACACAACAGCCACCUACACAAGCACCUACCAGUCUCAGCUGCUUGCAAACAAGAGCCCUCGGCCCUCUGUCAGCCAGAUGCAGAAGACCAAGAGUGAGGUCAACUCCUACAACCUGACGGGAUAUGUGUAG